Molecule: messenger RNA, 1600 nt
Organism: Stomoxys calcitrans (stable fly)
Lineage: Eukaryota; Metazoa; Arthropoda; Insecta; Diptera; Muscidae
Product: putative serine protease K12H4.7
Exons: 7
Coding region: 45-1475 (476 amino acids)
Biological process (GO): proteolysis
Molecular function (GO): dipeptidyl-peptidase activity; serine-type exopeptidase activity
Source: RefSeq, a predicted model, not a curated record
AAAAGGAAAUCUUUUAGUCUUUUAAAGGCUUUGAUCAGUAAAACAUGGGUAAAGUUAUCAUAACUCUAUUGGCUGUGAUAGCUAUUGCGGUUGUGGCAAAAGCUCUGGAGGAAGAAAAGGCUACCGCCUUUGUAACCAUAUUCAAUAAGCUGCAUAAAGAACCAGGUCCUGAAAUCAAGGCUCGUGCUAAUGUCGAGACUUUACACAUUGAGCAAAAGUUGGACCAUUUUGAUGAAAAUGAGACCAGAACAUGGCAAAUGCGUUAUAUGGCCAAUGAUGAAUUUUAUGAGCAAGGAGGUCCUUUAUUCAUCUAUGUAGGUGGUGAAUGGCAGAUUUCACCUGGCCGCAUUAGUGGCGGCCAUUUCUAUGAUAUGGCACGUGAACACAAAGGUUAUUUAUUCUACACUGAACAUCGUUUCUAUGGACAAAGUCAUCCCGUAAGUGCCAUGACCAACGAAAAUAUGAAAUAUUUGCAUGUGCGUCAAGCUUUGGCUGAUUUGGCCCAUUUCAUUCGCACCAUGAAAGCUACCAUACCCGGCAUGAGUAAUUCAAAGGUUAUAUUGGCUGGUGGUUCGUACUCGGCUACUAUGGUCACAUGGUUUAAGAAGUUGUAUCCUGAUUUGGCCACCGGAUGUUGGGCUUCCAGUGCUCCUUUGUUUGCUAAAUCAAAUUUCUUUGAAUACAAAGAAAUCAUGGGUGAAUCAAUUACUUUGUUAGGUGGCAAAACUUGCCAUGAUCGCAUUAAGCGUGGUACUGCCGAAUUGGAAUCGAUGUUUGCAAAUAAACGUGGAGCAGAAGUUAAGGCCAUGUUGCGUCUCUGCAAUUCUUUCAAUGAGAACAGUGAUUUGGAUAUGUGGACUUUGUUCUAUGAAAUUUCGGAAAUAUUUGCUGGCUUGGUGCAAACUCACGAUGAUGGAGAUAUUCAAAACGCAUGCAGAAAAAUUAUGGAAGGCCCUACAGAUCUCAUUGGAUUAACCAAUUACAUUGUGGAUAAUUUUGGAGAUGGACCUUGCACCGACAUGUCGUAUAAAACAUAUGUGGGACUUAUUAUGGAUUCGAGUUUUAGCAACAACAUAAUGCGCCAAUGGAUUUUCCAGACUUGCAAUGAGUAUGGCUGGUAUCAAACCUCUGCCUCGGCCAAUCAACCUUUUGGCACCAAAUUCCCCUUGGUCUUCUUCACCACAAUGUGUGCCGAUGCCUAUGGCUCUGAAUAUACCAAUGAAUUUAUAAACCAACAAAUCGAUCAUACCAAUGAAUUCUUUGGUGGUCUAACACCUGUGGAAAAUGUCUACAUGUCCCAUGGUCAAGUGGAUCCCUGGCGAGGCAUGGGUAUACAAGAUGAAAAUUUGGCCACCAUCAUACCAUUCCAUGCCCAUUGUAAGGACUUUGGUUCCAUCGAUGAUAACGAUAUUCCAGAGUUGAGAGCUUCAAAAGAAAACAUCGCGGAGUUGGUGAGACAAUGGCUGUCUGAGUAAUUUUGAUUUUAAUAUGAGAUAUUAAAUUGGUCCCAAGAAAAUAACUGCUGUUAAAUAUCAGUUGUAUUAUAAAAAGUCUAUUCGAAAAUAAAUCAGCGUUGUGCUUAUUAGAUUUUAAAUCACAA